GAUUACUUUUUGUCUCAGUGUAAAGUUAAUUCUAAUUCUGAGUUGUUUCAAUUGAAAUUCUUCAUUCAAAAGUUUUCUCAACUUUCACACAACUUUCGCCAAGAAAAACUUGAUUUCAUCGAUUCAUCAUCAUAUCGAUUGUGUAAACUAACUGAUUUUUUUAUCACCAAUUAAAACUAAUCAAUUUAUUGAAAUUCGUAAAGUUUGAUGAAUCUUUUUAUAUAUAUAAAAGUUGAGACAAUUUUCUAAUCAACUUUCACCAUUCAACUGAAUCAAUUUUUGGCUAACAAAUCCAAUUUCUUAAUACUAACCUAAAUCAAUCAGUCUACUCACUAAGUUGAACAUUUUAAAAUCGUCGAUAAGAUCGAAUCUUGAUUCUCAUUUUCUGAUAUCAAUUCGAUGACAAUUCCUGCCUUUCAAAGUGAAAACGUAAAAUCUUUCGUCUCAUCAACAGAAACCAUGGAUUACCAACAUCAUCCCUCUGAGACUCAAUCAACAAUCGGAUUAACACCCGAGCUAUCAUAUCAGCAGAAUUAUCAAUCUCAUCAAACAGUGAAAAUGAUUAAAAUGGUCGCUUACACAAUGAUUGGAAUGACAAUUAUCCUUGGUAGUUUUAUCCUUCUCUCGGCUUAUGUUCAAUCGGGUGGACGAUGUAAUUGUUAUAGAGGUUAUCAACUAGGAUCAGAAUCGAGAGACAGUCCUUAUUAUGAACCUUUAACUGCGGCUUCGGGCGAUGAUUCCGGUGAUGGUGCUAGUCGGCGUCUUCCAAUUCGCAUUCUGAUGGACGGUGAAGCAGGGCAAUUGAUGAAAGAUGGUAAAAAAGGUCGAAUCAAUUGUGAGGUUGAACGGAGAGUUGCGACUCAGAUCAUUGCCUCGGAGCCUAAAAUGUUAAUUACACCUUAUGGUAACAUGACAACCGAUCCCAAGUUAAUCCAUAUGACUGGUGAGAAAAUGUUCUUCUCAUGUAGUUCCGGUAAUCCAUCCAAAUCAAAGAAACCAAAACAAACAAUUAAGACAAUUUUGAAACUCGAUAAACCAAUUGAAGUUAUGGAAAUUAAAAAGCCCGAUGUUAAUGUGACCUCUCCAGCUACUCCGAUCGUUUCUAGACCUAAACGGGAAGCGGAAAAGCCGGCAAAACCAUCCAAGGAACAUAAAGAGUGCUCAUGUGAUUGUUCAUGUUAAUUAGCAUCAACAAUCAAUUGAUUGUAUUAAUAUAUAUCGAGAUUAACUAUUGUUUAUUAUUAAUAAUAAAACUUUUUAUCAUGAAUGAAAAAAAGUUUUUUUUUACUCAUUUUGUAUUAGCAAUUCAAUUGUUUAGGAUAAACUAUUAAUAUUUUUAUCAAUCUAUUUGAAUAUUUUACUUUAUUCUUGUGUUUUAAUUAUAUCAGUUUGACACUUUCAUUAAACUUUUCUCCUCAA
This is a messenger RNA of Panonychus citri (citrus red mite), 1419 nucleotides long. RefSeq lists its product as uncharacterized. NCBI's taxonomy places the organism in Eukaryota, Metazoa, Arthropoda, Arachnida, Trombidiformes, Tetranychidae. Bases 400 to 1182 code for a protein of 260 amino acids. The record is from RefSeq and is a predicted model, not a curated record. The transcript has 6 exons.